Penicillium cataractarum is the source of this 1968-nucleotide messenger RNA. Its product is annotated as putative C6 transcription factor. The transcript is spliced from 4 exons. NCBI's taxonomy places the organism in Eukaryota, Fungi, Ascomycota, Eurotiomycetes, Eurotiales, Aspergillaceae. The record is from RefSeq and is a predicted model, not a curated record. Gene Ontology annotation, biological process: regulation of DNA-templated transcription; DNA-templated transcription. Gene Ontology annotation, molecular function: DNA-binding transcription factor activity, RNA polymerase II-specific; zinc ion binding; DNA binding. Bases 1 to 1968 code for a protein of 655 amino acids.
AUGGAUGCUUCUACUCCACUGAAGCGGUCAUCGACCGAUGCCGGACUCGAUUCGCCUCGCGAGUCGAAUCGCUCAACAGAAUCACGACCGGUAGCUCCUAGGAUAUCCAAAGCCCGAGCCUGCGCAGAAUGCAAGCGACACAAGAUUCGCUGCGAAUUCCGACCGGGAGAGAACAAUUGCACUAAAUGUAUUCGCAGCGGCAUCAAAUGCGUGGUGAACGACUUUUCCCAGAAAUUCGUUGACGAUGACGGAGUAUGGAAGUCGCAGGCAGCGUCAAGUAUGCAGCAAUUGCAGGCCGCAGUCUCGCAGCUUUUGCGACAAGCAGGCCUGCCAGACCUCUCGACCUUUGGCAGCGGUGACACCCGUAGCGGACCCAGUCCGGCCGCCUCGCAUCACACCCAUCGGCCAUCCAUUGAUGCCUCCCAAUCGCACCACAGUCAUCACGAGGGGCCAGGGGUAGUGAUGGAUGUCACCCGGGAGCCAUCUCAGGAACCCGACCUCCAAGACCCGGAACUGGUGCCGGCACCUAUGCGGAGUCUCUACGAGGUCACCAAGCUGCGCAAUCUACGAAACAAUCAUAUCGAGGCACCCAAGAAGACACUAUUGGAGGAAGACUUUAUCACGCGAGGGUUGAUCUCAAUCCACGAGGCCGAGGAGCUGUUUGCGUACUUUAGUCGAACAAUGAAUCAGCUGCUGUGGGGUGGAAUCAUCCUGGUGCAUCGCGAUCUGACAUCCGUCCGUCGCGCUUCCACCUUGCUCUCGGCGGCAGUCCUGACCGUUGCGGCUCUGCAUAUACCCAAUCGGACCGACACGCUAAACCGAUGCUAUCACGAGUAUGUCUCAUUGGUGUCCAGCAUGGCUCUCACGCGAGCCCAUACGCUGGAUGAUAUUCGGGGCCUCUGUGUCGGUGCGUUCUGGCUAUCCGAGCUGAGCUGGAAGCUCUCUGGACACGCUGUGCGAGUCGCGACCGAGCUUGGUCUGCAUCAGAGCUACCAGCGCCUGACUCGCGGGCAUACCGAUCAAUAUGAACGCGCUCAAUUAUGGUAUUUGCUGUAUGUGUGCGAUCAUCAUUUUAGUAUCGCUUACGGCCGGCCUCCCGUCAUCCACGAAGAUGUUGCGAUUCGAAAUUACGAGGCCUUCUUGGAAUUGCCCAUGGUGGUUCCUGGUGACAUUCGGCUUCUGGCGCAGGUCGCUCUAUUCAUGAUUCUGACCGAGGCGUACCGCAUGUUUGGGAGCGAUACGGAGCAAGCGUUGACGGAGGCAGAUUUUGGUCAGUUGCGGGUAUAUAAUGUUGCAGUGGAUCAAUGGCGAUUACUUUGGCAGCCUCGGUCGGCCGACAGCUCAUACGUGCGAACAUAUCCCUCAAAGGGAGUGGUGUUGCACUACCAUUUCGCAAAAUUCCAGCUCAAUUCGCUCUCGCUCCGUGGGCUUUCCCCUUCGAAUACCCCAGUCUUCUCCAUGGACCGGAAGGAGUCCGCCAACAUUGCUAUUUCGUCAGCCAUGGCAUGCUUGAAUAUGGUGCUUGAAGAGCCCGAUAUCCGGGAUGCGAUCGUCGGGGUGCCCAUUUUCACUCAUACCAUGGUGACCUUCUCCGCCGUCUUCCUGUUAAAGGUCGCAAUUAAUUGGAACACGGCGUACCUCAGCAUCAAUGCGCGACAAGUGCGGCGACUCGUUGAGCGAGUAAUUGAGCUAAUGAAUUGCGUCUCGGCCGGGGAGCGCCAUCUUACCCGACACAUUGCACGUGGACUCGGCAAAAUGCUGGAGCGCUUCGACUCUUGGGAGGCUGGCUGGCAGGUGGGCACUAACCACAACGGCAGCGACGUUGAUGUGCCCGGGGGUGCGAAUGCGAUGGCACAGGGGUUCCCACCGCCCGAUCUGAUCUACGAUAUGGUGGGCACCUAUGGGUUUGGGCUUGAUGAGAACCUGUUGGACCCGAGUAUGGCGAACUUUGAGUUCUUGGCGCAGUAG